Molecule: messenger RNA, 627 nt
Organism: Monosiga brevicollis MX1
Lineage: Eukaryota; Choanoflagellata; Craspedida; Salpingoecidae
Exons: 1
Coding region: 1-627 (208 amino acids)
Source: RefSeq, a predicted model, not a curated record
AUGGCACCCUUGAAUGCACUGCGACGACUGGGCCUUGGGGUCUUGUUGUUGACCGUGCUCUUUGCUGCACUGGCUGAAGCAGAUACCUACUUGAGCAAAUGUUGCCACAAAGGACACAACUGCUGUGGUUCGUCCGACGUCAAGACGGGCGAGGAGCGUGAUAAUUGUGCGCUCGGUCAACGCCGAUCCAUUUGUGAGCGUGCCGACACUACAAGCAGGCCCACCCAGCCGCCGGGCAAGUGUGGCAUUUCAAUGCCCGACUGCCAGUUGUUCGAUGAUUGUCUGGGUGCCCAUUGUAGUGUCGAUGUUCCACCCUUUGGCAAUCUCGGGUUUGGCUUUGAGCUCGCCCCGUGUGGUCCGGCCGGCCCCUAUCUGGAAUUGCAGCUUGAAGCGGUCGGAAAGGACCUCGCCUACAACAUCUCCUCUGACAUUGACGUUGCCACUCCUCUCUCAGUUUCAGCUGCUGGCGCAAAGGAGGGCCUGUACAUUCGCGUCCAUAUUGGCAGCUUGGCCAAUCACUCGGUGCCCCUGGAGAUUGAGCUGGUGGCCAAGACCGACUUGAUCGUGAAGGAGACCAAAAAGCUUGCCACCAUCUACCAAGGCGCCUUUCCCGUCUCCGUCUGCUAA